Messenger RNA from Pomacea canaliculata, 1394 nucleotides. RefSeq names its product sulfotransferase 1C3-like. The coding region runs from base 171 to 1070 and encodes 299 amino acids. Lineage: Eukaryota; Metazoa; Mollusca; Gastropoda; Architaenioglossa; Ampullariidae. The transcript is spliced from 7 exons. Gene Ontology annotation, molecular function: sulfotransferase activity. The record is from RefSeq and is a predicted model, not a curated record. Gene Ontology annotation, cellular component: cytoplasm. Gene Ontology annotation, biological process: sulfation.
UUGGAAGGGAUGGGGGAUGGGGGAGAGCACGUGUUGCCCUGUGAAUGAGGUCAGCACACAUCGGGAAGUGGGAGGGUACAGGGUAGUCCACUCACUGUGUGCCCGCACCCCGGACCAACCGCUAGAUGUCUUUUGCUGCAGGAGGCUCCCACAAAAAAUAAACAGUAAACAUGCCUGCUUACCUGGAGCUGAAGGACAAGUUCGGCAAUGCCAUGAGGUUUGGAAAUGGAGGCGACAUUUGGUUUCCUCCCUUCCCUAUGAUCAAAGAUUACCGGCAACACAUCAAAGAACUGCGUCACCUGGAACUCCGACCAGAUGACGUCAUCCUGACGGGUUUUCCCAAGACAGGAUCUCACUGGCACCACGAGAUCUUGCACAUGUUACUCGCCGGAUCGCCGGAGUUCGUCCGUAAACCGGAAGCUAAAGAGUUCCUGGACUUUUCUCCUAAGGACGAGUUACUGCCCCCUGACCAUCCCCGUGUACUUUUUACUCAUUUCCGCUACCAUCAUCUUCCUCUACAAGUGUGGGAGAAGAAAGUCAAGGUCGUGUACUUGACCCGUAACCCUAAGGACACGUGGGUUUCCUUUUACAACCAUGUGCAUGGCCACACUGGAGUUCUCGCCUAUGAUGCCAGCUGGAACCAAUAUUUCGAAACCAUGAUGGACAUGGGAUACUAUUACGGGGACUGGUUCGACUACGUGCUGGACUGGGAGGCGAAGUUGUCAGCUGACAAAGAACUCAACUUCAUCAUCUCGUCGUUUGAAGACCUCAAGCUGGACCCCGUGGGGCAGAUAGAGAAGUUGGACAAGUUCCUGGGUCUCAACAGGGGCAGAGAACUGUGUGAGCGCAUCGCGGAAGCUUGCAAGUUCACUAACAUGAAGGCGGUCAAAGAUGCGCAGAUGCCGAGUGAAAUGAAGGGGAAAAUAUGGAAGGAAAAUGCACCAGGCUUCUACAGGAAAGGCGAGGUCGGGGACUGGAAGAACUGGUUCACUGUGGCCCAGAACGAGGCUUUCGACGCGCUGUACGAGAAACGUAUGGCUGGCAGUCAGCUGACCUUCAGAUACGUGUGAUUCGCAUCCCGCUCCACCGCAGCUUCUCUACAGCAGCCUCAGAACACGCAGCCAGCCGCAGUGAAGUGAUCCUUUGUCUUAUGAACUGUGUUCGUAACGAAGGACAGCUGCAGCUUUAUCAGCCAUGAAUGGUGUGUAGCCUGACUGAAGAUGUUGGAACACUUCAUGUAAACAUGGAUGUAGACCUGUCCAGGCUGUAAACAUCGUCACCUGUGUUCAUCGCAUCGGUGUCUCCGCGCAAAGGACUGGAAGGUUGACUUUUUUAGGAAAGUUUUAAUUUUCUGUAGAACAAAGUCCAGGAAUAAAAACAUUUUCUAACAUUGA